Messenger RNA from Atta colombica, 970 nucleotides. RefSeq names its product methyltransferase-like protein 25. The transcript has 3 exons. The record is from RefSeq and is a predicted model, not a curated record. The coding region runs from base 47 to 970 and encodes 307 amino acids. Lineage: Eukaryota; Metazoa; Arthropoda; Insecta; Hymenoptera; Formicidae.
UUUUCAUGCUACAAUACAAUAUUCUUUCCAGGGAUACGUAUGCCAAAUGUUACAUUAUUUGUAUGGCUAUCAAGUUCUAGGAUUAGAAAGAGAUAAAAAGAAUAUUAGCAAAGCUUUUACUAGACAGAAAAAACUGUAUCCCGAUUCUUUGACUAAAGUUAAAUACAUGCAUUGCGACGUAACGUGUGAUUCGGCCAAUAUAAUAGAAUCUAUUCUGCAGCAAGAAUUUCUUGACAUUACAGACGUAUGUUUAAUCGGUCUGCAUGCCUGUGGAGACCUCAGUACAAGCGCAUCAAGAAUCUUCUGCAAAAUGAAAUCUGCUAAACUUUUCAUUCUGAUUUCUUGUUGUUAUCACAAACUUUCGAUUUCCAAAAGUGUGCAGGAAAAACAAUACUUUCAAAAUUUUCCUACAUCUAAUUGUUUACGAGAAACAAUCGCAGCGUAUAAUUUUGACGUAGGACAGUUCUUAAGAAUACCCUUUUUGCGAUUAGCGUGUCAAGAAUCGGCAGACAAAUGGCACGGAAUGUCACAAGAGAAGCACAAGGAACAUUCGUUUUACGUUCUUGCUAGAGCUGUCCUCGAAUUAUAUUCACAACAAAAUAAUUACGUUCUCAAUAAGAAAGUUCGGAAAGGCACAAGAAAAUCGCAAUGUUCAAAUUUUCAAACUUACGUCAAAGAUUCGUUAUUAAGAUAUGAUUUAGUAUCAGACACGGACAAAAAAGAUAAUGUAAUUACACAUGAAGAAAUGGAGAAAGGCAUAACGCGAUUAUGGGAAGAACAGAGUACAAAAUUGAAAACUGUAGAAAUCUAUACUGGAUUACAAAUGAUGUUACAACUUCCGGCAGAGUCAUUUAUUCUACAGGACCGAUUAUGCUGGUUGCACGAACAAGAUUUGGAGGCUGUUAUUGUGCCUGUGAUGAACAAAUGUAUUUCUCCUCGGUCAUACGCGAUCGUGUCUAAUAAAUACUGA